GCAGUUCGUCCUGACAUCAUGGAGAACCAGUUGAUACUCCAUCGGGCGAUUAUAUAUAGUGGUGAGCGAGCACUUUGCUGACACGCCGAUCAGCAGGCUAUAAGCAAUAGCUCCAUCUUGUCAGUGAUCAGCAAUCGGUGAUGGCGUCGGAGAAGAGCAAGAUCCUGGUGGUCGGCGCCACGGGGUACCUGGGCCGGCACGUCGUCGCGGCGAGCGCGCGGCUGGGCCACCCGACCUUGGCGCUCGUCAGGGACACGGCGCCGUCCGACCCGGCCAAGGCGGCGCUGCUCAAGAGCUUCCAGGACGCCGGCGUGACACUCCUCAAGGGCGACCUCUACGACCAGGCCAGCCUGGUGAGCGCCGUCAAGGCCGCCGACGUGGUCAUCUCCACGCUCGGGUCGCUGCAGCUCGCCGACCAGACCAGGCUCAUCGACGCCAUCAAGGAGGCCGGCAACGUCAAGAGGUUCUUCCCGUCGGAGUUCGGGCUGGACGUGGACCACACGGGCAUCGUGGAGCCGGGCAAGUCCGUCCUGUCCGCCAAGGUGGCCAUCCGGCGCGCCGUCGAGGCCGCCGGCAUCCCGUACACGUACGUGGUGGCCGGCUUCUUCGCGGGCUACGCGCUGCCCGGCAUCGGGCAGGCCCUCGCCCAGGGGCCCCCCGCCGACAAGGCCGUCGUGCUCGGCGACGGCAACGCCAAGGCCGUGUACGUGGAGGAGGGCGACAUCGGGACGUACACGGUGCUCGCCGCCGACGACCCGCGCGCCGAGAACAAGACGCUGUACGUGCGGCCGCCGGCCAACACGCUGUCGCACAACGAGCUGCUGGCGCUAUGGGAGAAGAAGUCUGGCAGGGGGUUCGAGCGGGAGUACGUCCCGGAGGAGACCGUCCUGAAGCAGAUCCAAGAGUCGCCGGUGCCGGCGAACAUCAUCCUGUCGAUCUGGCACGCGGCGCAGGUGAGGGGGGAGCAGACGGGAUUCGAGGUCGACCCGGCGAAGGGGGUGGAGGCCGCCGAUCUGUACCCGGACGUCAAGUACACCACCGUCGACGAGUACCUUGACAGGUUCCUCUGAGGAAGACAGCGCGCGCGACGUGUGCUCGCGGCGGCUGCCGCGGCUCCUGUCGUCGCCUCUGCUCUGCUGCUGCCGCCGUGCGGGUCACCUGCUGGUAGCUGGUGACGCUGCGGCUGCGCCGCUGCCACCUACAUGCGUGAUCAUAGAUGUGUCUCCGAUCGUCGAGGUCCUGAUGCCAAUUUCCAUGGCAAUAAGAUCAGUUCCCUUUGGUGGAUCGCGAUCCAGUUUUUGUUGCAUUUGUGUACUGUAUGUGCUGCUACUCUUGUAAUGGACGGCCCGGCCAUUUCUUAAGCA
Panicum virgatum (switchgrass) is the source of this 1364-nucleotide messenger RNA. Its product is annotated as isoflavone reductase homolog IRL. The record is from RefSeq and is a predicted model, not a curated record. NCBI's taxonomy places the organism in Eukaryota, Viridiplantae, Streptophyta, Magnoliopsida, Poales, Poaceae. Bases 141 to 1070 code for a protein of 309 amino acids. Gene Ontology annotation, molecular function: oxidoreductase activity. The transcript is spliced from 3 exons.